Messenger RNA from Pogonomyrmex barbatus (red harvester ant), 1182 nucleotides. RefSeq lists its product as uncharacterized. The record is from RefSeq and is a predicted model, not a curated record. NCBI's taxonomy places the organism in Eukaryota, Metazoa, Arthropoda, Insecta, Hymenoptera, Formicidae.
AUGAACUCCAUCGAUUCUUUAGAUAUCAGUCUCAAUCGAACUCUGUUACUCACAAUUGGUUUAUGGCCUUAUCAGCAAUCUAAACUUGUUCGCGUACAACUAAUUGUAUUUUUUGGUAUUUUGACGACAUUUAUUUUAUUUCAGUUUACAAUAUUUCUGACUUCAAAAUGUACUUUGGAUCUUCUCAUUAAUGUCCUUUCUUCUACAUUAUUUUACAUUGUACUUAUAAUUAAAUAUGGUUCAUUUAGCAUGAACGUUAAAGUCAUAAAAGAUUUGCUGGAGCAAAUCCAAUAUAUCUGCAAUGAAUUAUCUAACGAUGAAAUUGAUAUUAUGAAAAGAUAUGGUUGCAACGUAAAACGUUACACAAUUACAUUGCUACUACUUGUCAUAUUCGUAACAUGCGUUUUCAUUUUGUACCCAUUUUGGCCGCUUCUAUCGGAUAUUCUGUUCCCCAUAAAUGAGACUCGAUCUCAUCUAUCGUUGUUGUUUAUAACUGAAUACUUUGUCGACAAAUAUUACUAUUUAAUUGUGAUACACGCAAACGCAGCUACUUUCAUAGGAACAGUAGCAAUGUUAGCAACAGGAACAAUACUCAUAGCUUAUCAACUACUGGCAUGCGGAAUGUUUCGAAUUGCCAGUUAUCGUUUUGAACAAGCGAUGACAAUUGAUACGCUACAUAAAAACAGUUUGGAGAAGAAAAUUUUGAUUUAUAAAGGAUUAAUUUGUGGCGUUGAUAUGCAUCGUAAAGCUAUGAAAAUUUCGAAUCUGUCAGUAUCCAGAUUUAAAGUAAUGUUCUUUCUCAUGGUAAUCGCUGGUGUAAUGUGUACGGCUAUCAACUAUUUUUUGAUUUUUCAGAUGGUUUCGUUUGAAUUUAAUAUUAAGAAAUUUUUGUUGCCUGUGAUAUUCGCACUUACCCACACUUUAUACUUGUUUAUUGGUGGUCAGAUUGGGCAACAAAUUAUAGAUCAUAAUAAUGAUGUAUUUGACACCGUAUACAAUAUUCGAUGGUACAUUGCUCCUCUACAAAUUCAGAAGAUGAUAUUGUUUCUCUUGCAAAGAGGCAGCAUGAUUUUUAGUUUAAAUAUUGCUGGAUUAAUUGUUGGAUCUUUUGAAGGUGUCGCUACAUUGAUGAGUACUAUAUUGUCGUAUUUUACCGUUCUUUAUUCUACGCAAAAUAAAUGA